UGAACCGGUGGUGCAGUAAACUGAUAAUAGUGAACCGCUGGUGCAGCAAAACUGAUAGUGAACCGGCGGUGCAACAAAAUAAAUAAUGAGCCGGCGAUGCAUUAAAACAAGAUGUGAACCGCCGGUGCAAAACAUUAUCUCUUUUUUAACCCAAAAGAAAAUGAAUAUUACCCGCGAGCAAGCUGUUUGUAUGUUUUUCUCUGAAGAAUUUAGUGAAGAAAAUGCAGCAAGACUAUCAGAAAAGAUCGCUGAUUUUGGCUCGUUUGAUGUGUGCUAUGAAACCGAUCCUAGAAAACCAGUAUUAGUGGCAUUGGCACGAAUUCGGAGCGAUCCGUUUUCUUUCAAGCGAUACACUAUUGAGAACUUGAAUUCACAGAAUAAUGAAGCAGAAAACAAGGGUUCUGAACUUGGUAAGCGUUGUAUAUGCAGUGUAUUUUGUUCUACUCACUGUUUUAACAAGAAUGUCUAUAAUACAGCUUCUGAAUUGCAACUUAUAAGUUUUUUGAACGAGGUGUUUGUAAAUGCUGUUGAAACACCUAAUGAAAGUGUUUAUUCUCUUAAAAGAGUCACUACAAAUGACAUUUAUCAGAUGAUAUUAACCAAAACUGACUGUAUGAAUAAGAAGUCAGAAGCAGCCUUUGCCACAUGGUAUUCAAAAAAAGGCAUUCAAUUCAUGAAAUCGCCAGUCAUAAGGAAAAGGGAACGAGGCACAAACAGCCGCUAUCGCGAGCUAUAUGUGACGUGUUUGGUGAGAUAAUAACUACAAUACUCGAGUACGUACAACCAGGUAGAGAAUACAUUCUACCACGGUCUAUCUAUAUUGCAUCUAAUAUAGGUUAUGUACAACAUAGAACAAGAUACAGGCCUAAAUAUAAUAAUCAACCAAUAAGCAUCUGAACCUGAAAUUAGUGACUAGCAUACGCGUCCUCAAAUAAUAUAAUUCCCAUUAAACCUCACAAAGUAAAUAAUCCUUCUACUUCAUCUGAAGAACAAUAAAGACACCUAAGUUCAUAGUCAUCGACUUACAACUGUUAUCAAUUUUAUAAUAAGCAAAUACAACAAUAUGUUUCAAAAGA
Mycotypha africana is the source of this 1076-nucleotide messenger RNA. RefSeq lists its product as uncharacterized. Lineage: Eukaryota; Fungi; Mucoromycota; Mucoromycetes; Mucorales; Mycotyphaceae. The record is from RefSeq and is a predicted model, not a curated record. Bases 86 to 757 code for a protein of 223 amino acids. The transcript has a single exon.